UUUGUCUUCACCAGGAAUCUUGAUAAUUUUGACAUUCCGUGACAUUCUUUUGACGUGUUGUUUUUAAUGUGGAAAUAAUCUUGCUGUCGUCACAAAUGAUCACGAAUUCGUGCGAUCUGCACAGGGGUUUGAAGUUUAAGACAAAAUAUGUGAAGUAAUAAAUUGUGUGAAAAAUGAGGGGGUUACAAGAUAAUUUCGGUAUCGAAUUUUCUUUAUUGUUUAUCAAUUUGUACAUAGUUGUUUUCGGCCACGAUUUAAAAGGAUUCGAUGAUACGGUCCUUUUUAAAAUAAAUUGGCCCGGCAAGAGUAGCGCUGAAUUGUUGCAAUUCGGUGGCUUCCAGGAAAAUCAAAAGGUCGAACCUUAUCUUAUAACGACAGCUAACAAUGAACGAUAUCAGUGUCACAUUCCUGACACGACUGAACAGGAAGAAGAUCAGGGAGAAACAUACGCUGGGCCAAAUCCCAUUGAAAUAUUGUCUCCACUUUUCAAUCAGAACACAUGUUCCUAUCGGUUAGAGUCAUACUGGACCUACAAACUUUGUCAUGGACAAUACGUCCGUCAAUAUCAUGAAGAACGUGAAGGGAAAAAAGUCAAAGCUCAUGGAUACGAUCUUGGAACCUUCGACAGGGCCCAAAGAAUAAAACUCUCCGCUGAGUAUGAUGAACACGCUAAAAAUCCAAACCGCAGAGCUGAAAUCCCUGUAAAAAAGGUUGAUGGAAUUAACAUGCCCUAUGUCGAAAUUGAAAUGAAGGACGGAACCAUCUGCGAUCUAAACAACAAACCACGUUCGAUAAAAGUCCUCUACGUUUGUUACCAACAUGGCAAACACGAAAUUUUUUCUCUCAAGGAAAUUUCGAGCUGCGAGUAUGAAGCAGUCGUCUUGUCCCCUCUCCUUUGCAGUCAUCCAGAUUAUAGACCACAAGACAACGGAGAAAAUGAAAUCAACUGCAGACCAGUUGAUAAUGCGCCCAAAAAGCCAAGAUCUUUGAUGCAACUUGAGGCUGAGAGUGUGAAGUUGCGACAUCAGAAAGUCUCGGAUGACAAGAUGCAGAAAGUCUAUGCGAUCUUCCAUGUAGAUAAGGAGGGCCAGGAUGGAGAAGCUCGUGUUAGGGUCGAAAUUCAUCCAGUUGACGUUUUGGAUAAAAAUUUUAAUAUCGCAGAUUCUGUAAGCAAUUUAGUCGACCAAGGAGUAUCUUUAGCCAAAGUUAAUCCUGUGGAAAGUUUCCUCAGUGGCAGAAAUUGCUUGAAUGGGGGAAAUGGUUGGUGGAAAUACGAAUUUUGUUACGGUCGCUCUGUAAGUCAGUAUCACACAGAAAAAGACGGGACGAAAACAGUAGUGGACUUGGGAAAGUUCGACAAAGAAAAACACUUGAAGUGGAUCGAGGCUCAUCCACACAAGAAACCAAAACCUGCCGCGCAGAGAAAACAACUCUCACACUUCUAUAGUGACGGAAGUGUUUGUGAUAAAACUGGAAAGCUGAGACAAACUGAGGUGAAGCUAAAAUGUGUAACCAAUCCACUAGGGAGUCAAUCGAGCGUUUCUCUUUUCCUCCUGGAACCAAAGACUUGCGAGUACAUCCUGGGCGUAGAAUCGCCCCUAAUCUGCAACAUACUUCAGUUUGCAGAUGACGAAACAGGCCUGAUAAGUGAGAAAGCCCUGGAAAAUUUAAAAGAAUCGAAAUCCACAUUCCAACAAGGCGAGGAUGAUGAAAGAAUAGCCAAUGGCGACGAAUGAUGAGAGUCAGUCUCAAACUUAAAAUUCAUAAACUAAUUUACCAGUAUUCCGAAAACAACACCAACAGAUAUCAUUGUGCUCCUCUGAAUUCUACAAUUUUCAAUAUGUAUUUAAAUCUCAUAAUCAUUCGCGGCUAUAUUUUUGAUCUAGUUGUAAUCUAUCGUGAUAAGUGAAGUGUGCAAUUGUUCAUUUUGCAUUUUCUAAAUGUGAUUCGGUGCGUGGAACAAGCAGGUAAUAAAGACAAAGUAAAAAUGAUAAAAUCUAGUAAA
Molecule: messenger RNA, 2005 nt
Organism: Belonocnema kinseyi
Lineage: Eukaryota; Metazoa; Arthropoda; Insecta; Hymenoptera; Cynipidae
Product: endoplasmic reticulum lectin 1
Exons: 7
Coding region: 174-1736 (520 amino acids)
Biological process (GO): retrograde protein transport, ER to cytosol; endoplasmic reticulum unfolded protein response
Cellular component (GO): endoplasmic reticulum lumen
Source: RefSeq, a predicted model, not a curated record